UCAAGGUCAUCCUGCUCCACGUUGGCGGGGAUUCUGCGGAGGCUGAAUUUUCCACCCUCUGAGUACAAUUCAAUAAUAUCUGCGCGCUCUUUUCGCUGCUUAACAUCUUCAAUCCUGCGCUUUACCACAUUUGCAAUAUCCAGCAUGCCUUGUGGACGCCAUGUGGCCAGGUCACAAUGCCUCGGUCGACGAGCAUGAUGGCACUUGGAAGUACGCCGAGCUCAAGCCGAAACGUCGCAAGAUCGAAGUGGCAUGCGAAAUCUGCCGACUGAGAAAGUCGCGCUGCGACGGUGUUAGGCCAAAGUGCGGUGCAUGCCUGAAGAGGAAGAACGUUGGGCCAGUCUGCGUCUACUCUGAGCAGCCUCAGCCGAACAUAUUUACUCUAGAUAGCCCACGCUCACGAGCGACUGCUUCCGAGUCACAUUCUUCGCCCGUGAAAGUCUCCACGCAGACAUUAGGCGGCAGAAGGAGUCCCCACGUCACCCAUCGGGCACUGUCUUUAACUGGUCGUUCUCCUAGGGUACAGCGAAAAGCAGUUCCUGGUGCUCGGAAUGGGGACGGCGUUGCUGAUGAUCCCCCCGGCAGCGACAAUGACUGGAUCCUCAAAGCCGGCCUUCUCGCAGCGUCGAGCUCAUCCAACUUCUUCCAUACUGUGUUUGGGGCGCCCCCAGUAAAUGACAAAUCAUCGACACCGGCUGAAGAAGCCUUCGAACGCAUCAGAGAAGACGCCGCAAUGGACGACCAAGCAGACGAACUUGGGACCAGGACUCCCGCUAACCCAACCAAGAACCUUGUUCACUCUGCUGACUACGUCCUCCCCAGCCGUAAAGUUGCCGACCACCUAAUUGACCUGUUCUUCAAGCAUGCGUACAUUCAGUGGCUAGAUCGCCUCAAAUUCAUGCGCUGGUAUAGCAGCUUGUGGACCGAAGGAGGGACGGCGAUUGACGAUCCCGUUGAAGAACAAAUUCACUAUGCCAACCUGAAUAUCAUCUUCGCCCUCGUGUAUCGUACGGAGCGCGAAAAGAUCGCCGACAACCAGGAUCAUCUGGCAAAGACGCAUUGGCUUCGAGCGCGACGACUGCUCCAGCUAAGUCUGCUCGACCUCAAUCGUCUCGACUUACUCUACGCAUUGCUCUUGCUCUUGCAAUGGUUCCAGAGCGUCAACAACGUGCGGCGCUGCACAUCCUUGGUAGGCCUGUGUGUUUUGAUUGCUCGCAAUCUGGGCUUCCAUGUCCCUGGUAGGAUCGAGGCCUUGCCGAGUCAGUACGAACGCGAGAUGGCCCGGCGAGCGUGGCAUGGAUGUAUCCUGAUGGACCGAAUCAUUGCCAUGGUGUCAGGCCAGCCAAUGCAGAUGUCCCAGGAGAUGGCCAGACAAACGCCGUGGUUCGAGGCUGUCGAUGACAUCUACCUAAGUCACGGCGACGUUGACGGAGUCCAACCACCAGGAAAGCCUCCAGUGCCGUCAUUCUUCCUGGCAUUUUGCAAGCUUCACCUCAUCCUUGGCGAUGUUUUGGUAUCCAGCAAUAACGGUCGCUUUGAGGACAGGUCGGCCGUCGACGUCAAUCACGUCAUUGAGGUUGACGGGCACCUGGUGUCCAGCAACAACGGUCGUUCCGAGAGCAGGUCGGCCGUUGAUGUCAAUCACGUCAUUGAGAUCGACGAGCACCUGGAGGGCUUUGUAGCAGCCUUGCCCGCUCACCUGCGCAUCGACCAAGACCACAAUGAUCAAAAUUACACCGGACCAAUAGUGCAUUUGCACGCCCGCUUCCUGCACGUCCGCAUUCUGCUUUACCGCGCGUUCUUCCUGCGCGCUGCCGAUAAGAUGAAACGGUCGUCGUCCGCAAAGUAUGGCUUUGCGGAUGCCGUGACCCACCAGGGGCUGCUUACAUGUGUCCGGGCAGCGCAAGACAUACUGGAGUUGAUCGGCUGUCGCCUGCUCGCGGAUGAGUUCGGUCCCAGACUCGUGCCUCAGUGGUGGCACACGGUGACAUAUGUCUAUACUGCAGCCACAGUCAUGAUCGCUGCACAUCUCUUUCCCAGAGUUGUCGAAGACAUUGGCUCCGAAACCCUGGCCGCUUCAAUACAGCAGGGUCUGCAUAUUCUGGAUCAUUACAGCGAGCACGACGCGCACAAAGAGUCGGCGCGGCGCUGCAAGACCGCCCUGACUGUCCUGUGUGAACGACAUGUCAAGGACCGCACUCCAGUCCACACCCAGAACGGGACGACAAUGGGACAUUCGGCUUCAUUACCCCAGGUGCCUGACGCCACUGGAAUCACAGAAGACUUUGGCUGGGGAGACUUCUCGAGUGAUUCGCUCGGAUUCUUUCGGGAAGGGGGAAUGGAGUCGCUCUUGUUCAGCGCACACACCUUCGGCCAGGAUAUGGAGUUGAACGAAUGGCUGUAAAUAUACAUAAUAAUCAUUGCUUAUGUGAGACGUGUUUCAUCGCAAAGAAGCGCCUUAGCUGCUCGUGCCAUACCAUCGUAGCCAUUUUCCCUGCUCUUUGGAGACACAUCUAUGGCUGUACAAGAUUCAGUCAGACAGUAGUAUUACUGUAUGAUUGAACGCACGUCAGGGAUUCGAUGCAGCUGCAUGCCCUGUAUCCAAAGUCGUCCGCAGUAUCUGCUCAAUCCUU
This is a messenger RNA of Exophiala viscosa, 2633 nucleotides long. RefSeq lists its product as uncharacterized. Gene Ontology annotation, biological process: positive regulation of transcription from RNA polymerase II promoter by galactose; DNA-templated transcription. Gene Ontology annotation, molecular function: zinc ion binding; RNA polymerase II cis-regulatory region sequence-specific DNA binding; DNA-binding transcription factor activity, RNA polymerase II-specific. Gene Ontology annotation, cellular component: nucleus. Bases 161 to 2404 code for a protein of 747 amino acids. Lineage: Eukaryota; Fungi; Ascomycota; Eurotiomycetes; Chaetothyriales; Herpotrichiellaceae. The record is from RefSeq and is a predicted model, not a curated record. The transcript is spliced from 3 exons.